Messenger RNA from Zingiber officinale, 1461 nucleotides. RefSeq names its product E3 ubiquitin-protein ligase RING1-like. The transcript has a single exon. Gene Ontology annotation, biological process: protein ubiquitination. Gene Ontology annotation, molecular function: transferase activity. NCBI's taxonomy places the organism in Eukaryota, Viridiplantae, Streptophyta, Magnoliopsida, Zingiberales, Zingiberaceae. The record is from RefSeq and is a predicted model, not a curated record. Bases 119 to 1177 code for a protein of 352 amino acids.
CCGAAACGGAUGACUUCUCAUUUGACCCCUUUCGUUCUCUCUCCUCCGUAGGCGAUGCCGACCAAUCUGUUCUCCGGUCAUCAUCCGCCCUAACGAUCCUGCGUGAGAUCCACUUCCGAUGUAUCCCUAUCGACGGAUCCUUUCCGAUGGACCAGAGCACGACGACGAGUGCCCUCCCUCCCUCGCCCUCCUUCCUCCUCCUCCGCUUUCCAGCCCCGAACGUCAACACAGCCUCCGCCUCGCCAACUUCCUCCUGAUCGGCGCCUCCAUCUUUGCGGCCGCCCUCCUCUUCUUCUUCACCUACUACGCUGUUCUCCGCCGUCGCCGCCGUCCCCCGCGCGACGCCGCUGACUUAAGCCUCGGAGGUAAUCAAGACGAUGGAUCGUCGUCGGGUGAUGGGGAUCCGUUCCAACACGUGUGGUACAUCCGGACAACCGGCCUCGACGAGUCCAUCAUCAGCUCCAUCUCCGUGGCGGAGUACCGCGCCGGAGACGGCCUCCUCGAAAGCGCCUCCACCUGCUCUGUGUGCCUUGGCGAGUUCUGCGAUGGGGAACGCGUCCGCCUGCUCCCUAAGUGCGGCCAUGCGUUCCACGUACCCUGCAUCGACACCUGGCUCCGAGCUCAUGUCAAUUGUCCCCUCUGCCGGGCUCACAUCGUAGAUUCCCAGGGCGAGCCUGCACUCGCUUUCCCGGACCUCUCUAUCUCUAAUUCGAGGGACUCGGUGGACUCCGACUCAGUAUCCUCCGCUGUUGUGGAUAGCCAGAUAGGAAACCCUCUACUGGAUGAACAACAAAACGGAGGAUCACGGAGCUCGAUUGACUUAGGGAUUCCGAUCAACCCUUCUGAAGCAUUUGAUUCAUUUCCUGAGUGUUCUUCGUCGCAAGAGCAAAUUGACAUGGGUGCUAAUAUUCGGCAGCCGGUUAGGCGAUCCGUCUCAAUGGACACACCAUUUAUGAAUUCUAUCACUGUUAGAAUCGAGGCAGGACAAAUAAUCUUUGAAAAGAAUGGGAAAGAUACAAACUUCAUGGAAGGGAGUGCAACAAAGGGCAAUUCCUCCAAAGAGAUUGUUAAUCAGAAGGAUGGUUCUGAUAUGGAAAGAUCGGUUUCUACCAAUGGAAGAGGGUACUUUUUCUCAAGACAUGGGCGGGUUGCCAGAAUCCACAGUAUGCCUAUGUAACAUGACAUCUGUUAGCUUUUAGACAAGUUUUAUAUUAAUAUUAUGGAAACAAAGUGCAGUCAGCCAAUUCAGGAGUUUGUCAUUUCUGUUUUUAUCUAUGAUGUAUUAGGAUGGAGUUCAAUAUUUUACCUUGGCCGAGGACUUUGGUGGCGGUAAAGUAAAUAACUAAAACUUUGUUAAGGGCAAGUUGUUGGAUGCUUAACUUCCAUCAAUUUUCUGCUCAGCAAAGCAAGCUUGUCGGGUCAUUGGAUGUUGCAAAAAUAAACAUUUGGUUUGAAUCUCUA